Molecule: messenger RNA, 366 nt
Organism: Camellia sinensis
Lineage: Eukaryota; Viridiplantae; Streptophyta; Magnoliopsida; Ericales; Theaceae
Source: RefSeq, a predicted model, not a curated record
AUGGCUCCAAAGUAUACAAUGCAUGAUCAAUUCUCACUCAAGUCAGAUGUGUUUAGUUUUCGUGUCCUAAUUUUGGAAAUUGUGAGUGGCCAGAAGAACAAUUGUUUUCACAAUGGAGAGAAUGUGGAGGAUCUUUUAUGUUAUGCUUGCAAAAGUUCGCAGAAAGGAAUAAUUGCGAAUGUAGUUGAUCCCACAUUGAGGGAUGGUUCGCGUUCGCUGCGUGAAACGAUCAGAUGCAUUCAUAUUGGGCUGCUAUGUGUACAGGAAAACGUGGUUGCAAGACCAACCAUGGCUACAGUUGUUCUCAUGCUUAAUAGCUUCUCUCUUAUCCUUUCCCUCCCUUCAGAACCAAAUUUGAACUAUUGA